AUGGAGUGGGCAGCUAAGAAUGCUGAACAGUUGAGUGCUAGCGCAAGUGUGGAUGUCAAGCCUGAGACACCACCAGUGGUUGUCCAAAAUGUAAACAGCCAGAAACCCACUCUGUCAAGCUGCUAUCGAUGUGGCUACAAAGGCCAUGUUCCAUCAACCUGCCGAUUUAAGUCAGCAAUUUGUCACGGGUGUAAAAAGAUGGGGCACAUACUUAGAGCAUGCAAGGCCAAAGGGAAGAGUGGCAAGCAAGAACACCGAGCAGCUGUAGUAGAACAAGAAUGGGAAUUACCUGAGGAUGGUGAACAGUCACAACAGUAUCAUCACUAUAUGACUCACAAAGUGAGUAAAGAGGAGAUAGUAAAUUCUUUGGAGUCAAACCAGAGGCUCUGGUUCACUCCAGUGAUGACAGAAGGAGAAACGCUUGACAUAGAAAUCGACACUGGUGCAUCAGUGUCACUGAUCAGUGAAGCUGUUUAUAGGCAGCUGUGCAAAAAGCAGCGCCCUGCAUUGCGUAAUACAGUUAUUGUCCUGAAGACCUAUAUAGGAGAAAAAUUUCUUUUGCUGGGGAGGAUCAUCGUCAAGGCAUCCAACCAGGUUUUGCGACUGGAUAGAGAGGAGCUGGAUGGUAUCCUGGAGCAGUAUGAGGAGGUAUUUAGAGAUGAACUAGAACUCCUUAAGGGUGUGGAAGUCAAAAUCCACGUAGAAGCUUAG
Corticium candelabrum is the source of this 711-nucleotide messenger RNA. RefSeq lists its product as uncharacterized. The transcript has 2 exons. The record is from RefSeq and is a predicted model, not a curated record. Gene Ontology annotation, molecular function: zinc ion binding; nucleic acid binding. NCBI's taxonomy places the organism in Eukaryota, Metazoa, Porifera, Homoscleromorpha, Homosclerophorida, Plakinidae. The coding region runs from base 1 to 711 and encodes 236 amino acids.